Molecule: messenger RNA, 285 nt
Organism: Alternaria arbusti
Lineage: Eukaryota; Fungi; Ascomycota; Dothideomycetes; Pleosporales; Pleosporaceae
Exons: 2
Coding region: 1-285 (94 amino acids)
Source: RefSeq, a predicted model, not a curated record
AUGCACUCAACAUCAUCUCUCUUUCUCAGCCUCCUCGCUGCCACCUUCACAGCAGCCCAACUCUCCCCCGACAUCAACUAUUGCGAAGGCGACAAGAGCACACUAGGCCACUGCGACACACUCACCUACGAAGACACCACCCUCUCCGCAGCCAACCCACCCACCACAACAGAAUGCCAGGAGUCGUGUUUUAGUAUCUUCGGAGACGCCGGCGAAUGGGUCGUCAACUUAGAAGUCGGGAUGGACGGAAUGGAGUGUGAUGGCGAGACUGAGAUGGAGGCGUAG